This is a messenger RNA of Amoebophrya sp. A25, 563 nucleotides long. Lineage: Eukaryota; Dinophyceae; Syndiniales; Amoebophryaceae. The record is from the annotation of a GenBank genome assembly.
CCCAGACACUCCCGCAGAUGGAACCCCAGUCGAUAAUCCGAGGACAAGUGGAGGGCUAACAUCGCCUUCAACAAAACGGUUCCUACAAGAUGGCACGCGACGAGUGGGGAAAGGCGUUAUGUUGUAGUUGUUUCUACCUUCUUUUUAGCAUCCUCAGGUCGUUUAGUCUGUUGAGUAAGUGAGUCUUCUACUUCAGGAGCUGAGCAAUUCUUCUGAACCACAUCCCCAAACUGAAAAAGUUGACGCCUGCAUCUGGUAGACAGGACUUGCACCACUAGACAGGACCUAAACUACUCAUGACCAUAACCAACCUGAACUACGACGACGCGUCCUCCCUCUCUCUCCACUCCUUCUGAAAGAAAUCUCUCCCUCCACUCUUUCUAAUACCAAGAUCCAUCUCCAACCAGCACAGCCUGACGAUGCAAAAGGCGGCUUUUUGCCCAUUUUCGGAGGAGAACUACGGUGGAAAUUCUUGGUAAAGGCCUUCAUUAUUUCCGCUAUUUCCGCGUCCGCGUGGUUUCUUAUAGUAGAGCAUGCGCAAGGACGUGGACCGCUUUUGUCCG